AUGUGUAACUGGAUCUGCACCAUUGAGGUUUGCCCCACUUGCAACAGCAAGCAGAAGACUAGCUACGAGGCUUUCCACUGUGAAGCCAAUUGCUACCCUGUCCGCCGAAACGCUUUCUUUUGUAAAAACUACAGAAAACUCAACAACGAGAUCAUAGCUGAUUCUCCAUGCAUCGAUUGCGAAGAACCGAUCUCUGUCUUCGAAAACUCAGAUUCAAGCGAGGAUGAGCAGAAGACAGAAAUGGACAGCGAGACUGUUGCAGUUGACGACGCUUCAGAGGAUGAACGCGACUCAAAUGAUGGGAACAUGUCCGAUGUCUCAGAAGUUUCAGCACUCUCAGACGAAGAUGAUCAAGAUCAUGAGACAGUCAUGGAAGGUUUGAUGGCAGGACAAAUUCAGUACGACGACGACGACACGUUUGACGCGCGGGAAUUCUUUGGCGAUCCAGACUUGGACGAAGAGGAAUCACCAUUCUGGCCCAGAAUCGAGAUGUUGAGGAGAGGGUUGGAUUAG
Botrytis sinoallii is the source of this 513-nucleotide messenger RNA. RefSeq lists its product as uncharacterized. Bases 1 to 513 code for a protein of 170 amino acids. The record is from RefSeq and is a predicted model, not a curated record. The transcript has a single exon. Lineage: Eukaryota; Fungi; Ascomycota; Leotiomycetes; Helotiales; Sclerotiniaceae.